AUGGCGACUUCGAUAAAGCGCUACCGCCAUCAAGAUUACACGGUGGCAUGGGUCUGUGCCCUCCCGCUGGAAAUGGCUGCGGCUGUGGUAAUGCUGGAUGAGAGACACCGCGACCUACCGGCCAUACAGAAUGAUGACAACUCUUACAUUCUAGGUAGAAUUCAUGCCCACAAUGUGGUCAUUGCUUGCCUUCCAUCCGGUAUCUACGGCACGACCUCCGCAACAACAGCAGCUGCACAUAUGAAAUACUCUUUUAGAUCGAUACGCUUUUUUCUAAUGGUCGGCAUCGGAGGAGGGGCUCCCAGCAAAAAGAAUGAUAUCCGGCUGGGAGAUGUCGUGGUCAGUAAACCAACGAUGAACUUAGGAGGCGUUAUUCAGUACGAUUUCGGCAAAGCACUGAGUGGCGGUCGUUUUGAACGUGUCGGAAUACUGAAUAAACCGCCGCCUGUUCUUUUAUCAGCAAUAUCUAAGCUGCAGGCAACGUAUAUGCUAAACCCAGGGAAACUGGCUUCCACAAUCUCGGAGAUGACAACGACACGGCCAGACGAAACAAAUAUAUUUGCAUGUCCUGGUGAGGACCAAGACGUAUUGUUCGACCAAGAAUAUGUUCACGCCGACUCGGAAGAGACUUGCAGUAGCUGUGAUACAAGAAAGCUUGUACAGCGACCUCCCCGAAAUAAUCAUGGCCCUGUUAUUCAUUACGGCCUUAUCGCAUCCGGAAAUCAAGUCAUAAAAGACAGUCGGGUCAGAGACAAGCUGGCUCAAGAAUACGACAUCUUAUGCUUCGAAAUGGAAGCGGCUGGCUUGAUGGACAAUUUCCCUUGCUUAGUGAUUCGAGGCAUAUGUGAUUACUCGGACUCGCAUAAAAACAAGCAGUGGCAGAACUACGCAGCCGCGACAGCAGCUGGUUAUGCCAAAGAGCUCUUAUCAACCGUUCAUGAGCACCAGAUUACAGAUACUCCGCCAGCAGAGUUGGAUUGUGAGCACGCUACUGUUUCUGCUGAUGAUAUCAUCAAGGGUAAAAUGCUGAGCCGAUAUGCAGCUGAUGAAGACUUACUCGAAAGAAUGUCGAAUUAUGAACACAAAAAGGUUCACUGGAAACUGUCACAGAAACGACUUCAUAACACUACUCGAUGGUUCCUUGAUCAUCCGAGCUUCAAGGAAUGGUUCAUCGAAAAGAAAAUCUCAAGUUUGUGGUGUUCAGGAAAAAUUGGGUCUGGCAAGACAAUGAUAGCAACCGCGGUGGUCGACGCUGCUAGAUCUCAAGUUUCAACUCUCAAAUCCCCAGUUGUCUUUUUCUACUGCGAUUAUGAAUAUAAUGAUGAGCUGAAUGCUUCAUUCGUCAUUUCUAGCUUCAUCAAGCAAAUAUGCGCUUUCCAAUAUCAAAACUUUGGAUUUUUCCCAGAAGAUGUUGCUCCGGACUUACGGAGAUUUUUUGGAUCUGAGCGAACUCUACCAGACUUUGAUGAUCUGGAAAGUAUCUUUUCACGGCUAUGUCGUGUCGUACCUAAUACGGUAUACAUUAUCGACGGAAUUGACGCUCUUCAGAAGAGCCAUGCCAUACACCUCUUGAGGAUCGUUCAACAAUUGUUCGACUCUCCCGACAUAUCACAAAAGUCGCGCGUUUUGCUAUUAAGCAGAGACCAAGUCCCCGGAUAUAUAAAUGUCGGUACUUUCAUUCGCGGGAUUCGCCAAAUACCAAUCUCAACAAAUGCAAUGCAAGACAUUGAAAACUUUAUCGAAACAAGUAUCGCUGAGAAGAUGAUGUACAGAAAGCUCACUGAUGAUGUCUCACUGUUAAAAAGGGUUGAAGAGACACUGCUUACUGAAUCAUCCAAUAUGUUUCUUUGGGUGUAUCUCCAGCUGGAGAUUCUGUGGGAAACUUGCCGUACUGAUGCGGAUAUACGUCAUGCCUUGACUGCACUACCCAAAAAUAUUGAAGAAACAUAUAAGCGCUGCGUUUGCAGGAUAGAUUUCCAAGAUGGCUGGGCACUAAAGGUACUCAAAUGGGUCAGCUUUGCAAAGAGGUCCCUUCACAUCGAGGAGCUGAGAGAAGCCGUCGCUAUUCGAUCUACAGACACAAAAUGGGAUGCCGAUAAAAAACCACAAAGGGAUUUUACUGUUGGCUGUUGUGCAAAUCUCAUUGUUUUGGAUCCUAUUGACAACUGUGUGCGCUUUGCACAUUCUUCAGUGAAGCAAUACCUCGAGGAAGAUGGGAAAAAACCGUUUAAAGAAAGGUCUGUUCCAGGGUACUCAACAGAAGAAAGUGGUGAUCUAGAAUGUGGAGAGUAUUGCAUCACUUACUUGUCCUUGUCGGACUUCAGUCUUCAGCUGAGCAAGAUCUCACCCACCAAGACAACAGUGGCCAUUCCCUCGCCUUAUCAAGUUAUACAAUCGAUGUCUGGUACUGGAUUACACAGGCUCUUCCUUCGAAAGCCACAGAAUAAAAACAGUUCAAUUUCUGUACCAGUACCCACGCCAGCAGCUCCAAAUCGAGCGCAAUACAGAUUUCUGGAUUAUGCGAUAUCUAACUGGGCGCUUCAUACUAAGAAUAUUCAUCACGAAUCAUCGAGAUGGGAGAAUUUCAUGCAGCUUGCGAUGAAUAUUAAUGCAACGUGGAAUGUUCAUCCGUGGGUGUCUGGUGGCCGCUCGAAAGCCUCUCAUCUGCACGGUCUCUUUGGAUGGGCAGUAAAGGAACGUCACAGACCCCUUUUGUCACUUGUAUCAGAAGUCUCAGUGGUACAUCUAUUUUGCGAUCUUCCUGUGGUCGACGAAGGCCUUCCAGCCAUUCACAUUGCAUCAAAGCUUGGAUACACAGACAUCAUUCAGAUUCUCUUGACUUUCUGCGAUAUAAAUAACGUUGAUCAAGACGGAUGCACGCCUCUACACCAUGCAGCUAGUAAAGGCCAUACUGACAUUGUACGCUUAUUUUUGCAGGAAAAACACAUAAAAUUCGAUGUUAAUUCAACAUCACAUUGCACACCUCUCUGGCUAGCCGCGAGCCACGGACAUCACGAUGUUUUAUCUCUUCUUAUCGAGAAAGGAGCCAGUAUUGAGUCAGAAGAUAGUCUUCACGGACGGACACCUUUAUGGUUAGCAUUGGAGAACGAACACUAUUUAACAGCAAAUCUGCUGCUCGAAAGAGGAGCGCAGAUAGACUGGCUGGAUACUAGCCGGCCAAGUCCUGGGACAAUGGCCUUCGCAAAGCGGAGUUUAUCACUGAUACACGUGCUAGCCGACAACGAUGUUGUAUAUACAUCCGGAGAAGCUGCCUUGCUUCUUGAACUGAUACAAGUGUGUAUUGAAAGCAGAUUGCAGGCGCUGGCGAAGCUAGUUAUUAGACAAAGUAUUCAUGUGGUGUCUAACCACAAAAUUCUUGCCUCACUAGCUACUCCGAGUAACCAUUUGGCGGUGGAGAUGCUACAUGAAGAAAUCAGAAAUCAUAACCUCCAUCAACUACCAUUAGUAAUGCCCAAGGAAGGGCAUACAACAGCUGUGGGAGUGCCUUUGGAGGAAGGUGUGGAUUCGAGUGGUUUAGAUACGGCUAAUGCAACACUAUUACACUAGGUUGCUUGGUCUGGCGAUACC
Messenger RNA from Trichoderma atroviride IMI 206040, 3588 nucleotides. RefSeq lists its product as uncharacterized. Gene Ontology annotation, biological process: nucleoside metabolic process. Gene Ontology annotation, molecular function: catalytic activity. The record is from RefSeq and is a predicted model, not a curated record. Lineage: Eukaryota; Fungi; Ascomycota; Sordariomycetes; Hypocreales; Hypocreaceae.